Molecule: messenger RNA, 3746 nt
Organism: Drosophila subobscura
Lineage: Eukaryota; Metazoa; Arthropoda; Insecta; Diptera; Drosophilidae
Exons: 9
Coding region: 99-3566 (1155 amino acids)
Source: RefSeq, a predicted model, not a curated record
UUUAAAAGAAAAACCAAAGAAACAUAACAUAAAAGAGAGAAGAGCUAUAUACAAUAUUUUUGAUUAAAUUUGAGCCCGGAACAUAAGAGAACACCAAAAUGUCUUCCAUGGCUGCAUUUGAUCAGUUCAAAAUUGGACUCAAAAUGGUGGACUUUAAAGUGCAACAGCGUCGCUAUAGGACCAGCGAAAAGACUGUCGUUAGCACCACCUAUGGACCCAUCAAGGGUGUCAAACGAAAGUCCAUCUAUGGCCAGCCAUAUUUCAGCUUCGAGCGCAUACCCUUUGCCAAACCACCACUGGGUGAGCUCCGCUAUAGGGCACCGCAGCCGCCAGAGAUCUGGACAGAGGUGCGCAGCUGUACAUCACAGGGGCCAAAGCCAUUGCAGAAACAUUUUGUAUUCGAUAUGACAGACGGUUCCGAGGACUGCCUCUACCUCAAUGUCUACACAAAGAAUUUAUAUCCCACCAAACCUAUGCCAGUGAUGGUCUGGAUCUAUGGAGGCGGCUUUCAAUUUGGAGAAGCCUCACGCGAGUGCUACAGUCCCGACUACUUGCUGCGCGAAGAUGUGGUCGUGAUAUCCAUCAACUAUCGACUGGGUCCUUUAGGUUUCCUUUGCUUAGAUGAUCCUGAGCUGGAUGUACCCGGCAAUGCUGGGCUUAAAGAUCAGGUGCUGGCCCUCCGUUGGGUUAAGGCCAAUUGCUCUCGCUUCGGCGGAGAUUCCGGAAACAUAACUAUUUUUGGUGAUAGCGCUGGCAGCGCCUCCGUGCACUACAUGAUGAUCACGGAGCAGACACGCGGUCUCUUCCACAAGGCCAUCUGCAUGUCGGGCAACACACUCUCCCCCUGGGCGGUGACGCCACAGAGGAAUUGGCCAUAUCGCCUUGCCGUCCAGGCGGGCUACACGGGUGAGAAUAACACCCGCGAUGUCUGGGAGUUUCUCAGCAAUGCCAAGGGCUCGGACAUAAUCAAAGCCAACGGCGAUCUAUGCAUCGAGGCGGAGAAAAAGGAACGUAUUGGUUUCUCCUUUGGACCCGUCAUCGAACCCUUUGUCACGAGUCAUUGUGUGGUGCCGAAGAAACCCAUUGAAAUGAUGCGCACCGCCUGGAGCAACAGUAUACCCCUCAUCCUGGGUGGCGUCUCCAAUGAGGGUCUACUCCUGUAUUCAGAGACCAAAGCCAAACCCAAUUGCCUGAAUGAGUUGGAUGAUUGCCGGUUUGUGGUGCCCAUAGAACUGAACAUGGAUCGAGAGAGUGCUCUAUGCAAAGACUAUGGCGAACAGUUGAGGGAGUGCUACUAUGGCGAUAAAAUGCCAAGUCUGGAUACACUCCACGAGUACCUACAGAUGGUCUCCCAUGAGUACUUCUGGUUCCCCAUCUAUCGCACAGUAUUGUCCCGCCUGGAGUAUGCCAGGAGUGCACCCACCUAUUUGUAUCGCUUCGAUUUUGAUUCGAAGCACUUCAAUCACCUGCGCAUCCUCAGUUGUGGCAAGAAGGUGCGCGGCACCUGCCACGGCGACGAUCUCUCCUAUCUCUUUUACAAUUCACUGGCCCGCAAACUGAAGAUCCAUACGCGGGAAUACAAGUGCAUUGAGCGACUGGUGGGUCUGUGGACCCACUUCGCUGCCUAUGGUAAUCCCAACUUUGAUCCGGAUCAGUCGGAGCUGUGGCAGCCAGUGUCCGCGGCGUCCGUCGAGAAGCAUCAGCUAAAGUGCCUUAAUAUAUCCGAUGAGCUGAAAAUAAUCGAUGUGCCCGAUCUGCGAAAGCUGAUGGUCUGGGAGAGUUUCUUUAGGCGCGACGAACUGCUUUGUUAUCAAAUAUUUAAAAUGAGAACACUAUAUAAUGCUGUGAAAUUUGUAAGUUUCCGUCGAAGUAGUGAUGUUCCACGCAUCAUGACCAACUGGGAUUUUAUACAAAAGGUCCUUAGCUUCAAAUAUGAGCAGCGAAAGCUUGCAACAGCCAUAUACUCUGUGGUCAAGACAAAUCUGGGCACUGUGCGUGGUGUAAAGCGCAACACCAUUUGGGGAGGAAGUUACUUUAGCUUCGAGAAGAUACCAUUUGCCAAGCCGCCGGUGGGAGAGCUGCGCUUCAAGGCGCCAGAGCCAGUGGAGCCAUGGGAUCGGGAGCUGGACUGCACUUCGGCAGCCGACAAACCCCUGCAGACACACAUGUUCUUUAAGAAGUUUGCCGGCUCGGAGGAUUGCUUGUAUCUGAAUGUGUAUGCCAAGGAUCUACAACCAAAUAAAUUGCGUCCAGUGAUGGUUUGGAUCUAUGGCGGUGGCUUUCAGGUGGGCGAAGCCUCGCGGGAUAUGUACAGUCCGGACUUCUUCAUGUCCAAGGAUGUGGUGCUGGUCACAGUGGCGUAUCGGCUUGGAGCCUUGGGCUUCCUUAGCCUCGAUGAUCCACAGUUGAAUGUGCCAGGCAAUGCCGGACUCAAGGAUCAGAUUAUGGGCCUGAGAUGGGUGCAGCAGAACAUCGAAGCAUUCGGUGGGGAUCCAAACAAUGUGACGCUCUUUGGAGAGAGUGCAGGCGGUGCCUCGACUCACUUCCUCACGCUGAGCCCUCAGACAGAGGGCUUGAUCCACAAGGCCAUCGUUAUGUCGGGCAGUGUAUUGUGUCCUUGGGCCCAUCCUCCAAGAAACGAUUGGGCCUAUCGUCUGGCACAGAAACUGGGAUACACAGGAGAUAACAAGGACAAGCCAAUCUUUGAGUUUCUGAGCUCUGUAAAUGGUGGAGAAAUAGUCAAGGCCUCAGCAACAGUCUUGAGCAAAGAUGAAAAACACAAUCGAGUGUUAUUUGCCUUCGGACCUGUUGCGGAGCCCUACAGCACGGAGCACACGGUUAUUGAUAAGUCACCACAUGAGUUAAUGCAGAACAGCUGGAGCAACAGGGUGCCUAUCAUGUUCGGUGGCACCAGCUUCGAGGGUUUGCUUUUUUAUCCAGAGGUCUCCCGUCGUCCGGCCACCUUGGAUGAAGUGGGAAACUGCAAGAAUUUACUGCCCAACGAUAUGAGCAACAAUCUGGAUCCAAAGCUGAGAGAGAACUAUGGCCUGCAGCUGAAGCGCGCCUACUUUGGGGAGGAGAACUGCAAUCAGGCCAGCAUGAUGAAGUUCCUCGAGCUCAGCUCAUAUCGAGAGUUCUGGCAUCCCAUCUAUCGUGCCGCAUUGGCCCGAGUGCGUCAGGGCAGUGCGCCCACCUAUCUGUACCGCUUCGACUAUGACUCAAAGCUCUGCAAUGCCAUUCGAAUCGUGCUUUGCGGCCACCAGGUGCGCGGUGUGUGCCACGGCGAUGAUCUGUGCUACAUCUUCCACAGCAUGCUGUCACACCAGUCGGCACCGGAUUCGCCCGAGCACAAGGUCAUCAUGGGCAUGAUCGACAUCUGGACGAGCUUUGCGGCCAAUGGGGAUCCGAACUGUGAGAGCAUCAAGUCGCUGAAGUUUGCACCCCUCGAGAAUGAGACGAAUAUCAAGUGCCUGAACAUUGGCGGAGAGUUUGAAUACAAAACUCUGCCAGAGCUGCAAAAGAUCGAGCCAGUGUGGAAUAGUUUCUAUUCUCCGGACAAACUGUAGUCUCAUUCAGUCGAAAAUCAUUUAAGGGGGGUUUCAUAGCUUUAGGUCUGCAAAUGUGUAAAUAUGUUGUACAUAUAUUCUGGUUGUAAGUUUGAAAUGUUGGUUUAAAAUUAAUACUUCUUAACCUAUUUUGUAUUUAGUUUUAACCAUGACAAGACAAGAACAUUUUAGAUAAUUAAA